CGAGGCGCUGGGCGCGCGGAGGAGGCUGGGGAGGGGGCCGGCGCGGAGGGCGGUGCGGCGGAGCUCAGCCGCCCAGUGAGGCACACGCGGCCCGCGCUCGGGUCGGGCUGGGAUUGGCCGGCCUGUGGCUUCCCCCGCCCCCAGCCAAUCGCCGGCGAGGUCUUUCGGGGGGCUUUCUGUCCCUUCCUCCGGCUUGGCUCGCGAGCCCCGGGCCGGAGAUCCCGAUCGCCCAGCGGCCGCCGGCGCAGAGAGGCCGCGCCCCGCCCCUCCGCGAUGAGGCCCCGGAAAGCCUGCCUGCUCCUGCUGCUCCUGGCGCUGGCGCAGCUGCUGGCCGUGGCGAGCGCCGGGGGGCCGGACGAAGAUUCUUCUGAUAAGGAGGAUGCCCUUGAGGAGGAAGAUGAGGAGGAGGACGAUGACGAUGAGGAAGAGGAGGAUGACUUGGAAGUUAAGGAAGAAAAUGGUGUCUUAGUCCUAAAAGACGCAAACUUUGAUAACUUUGUGGCUGACAAAGACACAGUGCUACUGGAGUUUUACGCUCCAUGGUGCGGACAUUGCAAGCAGUUUGCUCCGGAAUAUGAAAAAAUUGCCAGUACUUUGAAGGAGAAUGAUCCUCCCAUUCCUGUCGCUAAGAUCGAUGCGACCUCGGAGUCGGCACUGGCGAGCAGGUUUGGUGUGAGUGGCUACCCGACCCUCAAGAUCCUUAAGAAGGGGCAGGCUGUCGACUACGAGGGCUCCAGGACCCAGGAAGAAAUUGUUGCCAAGGUCAAAGAGAUCUCCCAGCCUAACUGGACACCUCCCCCAGAAGUCACGCUUGUGCUGACUAAAGACAACUUCGAUGAAGUGGUGAACGAUGCAGACAUCAUUCUUGUGGAGUUUUAUGCCCCAUGGUGUGGACACUGCAAGAAACUGGCCCCCGAGUAUGAGAAGGCCGCCAAGGAGCUGAGCAAGCGCUCUCCCCCAAUCCCCUUGGCGAAGGUUGAUGCCACUGCAGAAACAGACCUGGCCAAGAGGUUCGAUGUCUCUGGCUACCCCACCCUGAAAAUCUUCCGCAAGGGAAAGCCUUUUGAUUACAAUGGCCCACGGGAAAAAUACGGGAUCAUUGACUACAUGAUCGAGCAGUCUGGGCCGCCUUCCAAGGAGAUUCAGGCCCUGAAGCAGGUCCAGGAGUUCCUGAAGGAUGGAGAUGAUGUCAUCAUCAUUGGGGUCUUUAAGGCAGAGAGUGACCCAGCCUACCAGCAGUACCAGGAUGCUGCUAACAACCUGAGAGAAGACUACAAAUUCCACCACACUUUCAGCACUGAAAUAGCGAAGUUCUUGAAAGUCUCCCCCGGGAAGUUGGUCGUGAUGCAGCCUGAGAAAUUCCAAUCCAAAUACGAGCCCAGGAGCAAUGUGCUGGACAUCCAGGGCUCCACGGAGGGAUCAGCCAUCAAGGACCACGUGUUGAAGCACUCCUUGCCCCUGGUGGGCCACCGCAAGACCUCCAACGACGCCAAGCGGUACACCCGGCGCCCCCUGGUGGUCGUCUACUACAGUGUGGACUUCGGCUUUGAUUACAGAGCUGCCACUCAGUUUUGGCGGAACAAAGUCCUGGAGGUGGCCAAGGACUUCCCCGAGUACACCUUUGCUGUGGCUGACGAGGACGACUUUGCCACGGAGGUGAAGGACCUGGGGCUCAGCGAGAGCGGGGAGGACGUCAACGCAGCCAUCCUGGACGAGAGCGGCCGCAAGUUUGCCAUGGAGCCUGACGAGUUUGACUCUGACACCCUCCGCGAGUUUGUCACAGCUUUCAAAAAAGGAAAAUUGAAGCCGGUCAUCAAAUCCCAGCCGGUGCCCAAGAACAACAAGGGGCCUGUCAAGGUCGUGGUGGGGAAGACCUUUGACUCCAUCGUGAUGGACCCCAAGAAGGACGUCCUCAUUGAGUUCUACGCGCCCUGGUGUGGGCACUGCAAGCAGCUGGAGCCCGUGUACACUGCCCUAGGCAAGAAGUACAAGAGCCACAAGAAUCUGGUCAUUGCCAAGAUGGAUGCCACUGCCAACGACGUCACCAAUGACCGCUACAAAGUGGAGGGCUUCCCCACCAUCUAUUUUGCCCCCAGUGGGGACAAAAAGAACCCAAUUAAAUUUGAGGACGGGGACAGAGAUCUGGAGCAUUUGAGCAAGUUUAUAGAAGAACAUGCCACAAAACUGAGUAGGACCAGGGAAGAACUUUGAAGGCCAUGGGGUCUGCGGAGGGCGGGAGGGACCAGGGACAUUGUAGCUUCCAGCAGCCAGCGCUAGAACCCCAGCGAGCCACCCAGCUGAUGGGUUAGCGCAAGGGCACUAUCUCUUUGGGUUUUUGUUUCUUUUUCUAAAAAAUUUUUUAUACCCUGAUAUUUCACUUCAUGCUCUGAAUACUGAAUAGAUAAGAAUGACUCAAUAGAUUAGUCCAGAUUUUUACAGAGGAUAUAUCUAUUUUUAUCAUUAUUUGGGGUUUGAUUUUUUUUUUAACCUUCCACUUUCUUUAAUAUAUUUCUUCAAAGCAGAUAAAUUGAAUCUCUUCUGUGUGAAUUGUUUUUUAUUUAAAAUUUUAAAAAAAACCUUUGCCAAAUCAUGUUGAUUUUUGCCUUUUAUUUUAUCAUUGUCUGAGGAAUUAGUAGGUGAAGAAGAUUUGACUGUUGAUGUGCUUUAGCUUUUGUUGCUUUCUGUUGUGGCACCAAGUGAGAACUGUCGCCAAGCCCCUACCCAAGGAUGACAUUUCAGCCCGAUCUCUGAGUCACACCUGGUCCAGAGAGAAGCACCAUCUCUGUGCAGGACUGGGCAUCGCCGUGCCUUCUCUUUUCAAACCAAGGACUGCAGGGUGAGGAGCGUUUCUCAGGUCUCCUAGACCCUUCGAGUCAGGUUCCAAGGCUCGUUCAUGGAGAGAGCCACCCACCUGUGGCAGGCAGCCUCGCUUCUUCAGAGUCAACAUUGCCGGAGGAGAGAUGACCUAGGCACAGGUGGAUACUUGAGGGUCAUGGAAAAGAUAGGGAAGGCUGUCAUGAUGGAAUAAAGAAAUUAUUGAAAAUUAA
Molecule: messenger RNA, 3047 nt
Organism: Equus caballus (horse)
Lineage: Eukaryota; Metazoa; Chordata; Mammalia; Perissodactyla; Equidae
Gene: PDIA4
Product: protein disulfide isomerase family A member 4
Biological process (GO): protein folding; response to endoplasmic reticulum stress
Cellular component (GO): endoplasmic reticulum lumen; endoplasmic reticulum; cell surface
Molecular function (GO): protein disulfide isomerase activity
Source: RefSeq, a predicted model, not a curated record